ACUGUUUUAUUACACACUAAUGUAAUAUAACUCAUAGACCUACUCUCUCUCUCUAUAUAUAUAUAUAACUUCAUUCUAACUAACAUUAACUAACUUAUCUCCCUCUCUGUCGGUCUAUCUCUGCACUCAGCUGGAUAUAUAAACCGGAUUAGUCUAGUGUCUCACAAGGUCUCUUCUUAAAUUCAACAACAUAGGAAUAAAAACGGUAAACGUGAAGGUUGAUGAAGCUCAGAUAUAUUACAGAUGAUCUCAACCAUGUGAUAUAGUGUGAUAUAGGCUACUGUAUAUUUGCACCAUUAAAGGCUUGGGAAUAAUGAAUAAAAAAAUCAAUUUCCACAUAAUAAUCCAUUUAUAUCAAUAUAAUGUAAUUUCUGGCAAGUAGCCUAUAUCAUGAUUAUAGAACAUAAGUGUAUAAUAAACUAUAAUUGUGUUGUGAGUAAUGCAUCAAAUGUGUAUACUGGUAAUUUAAUCAAUAAUAAAUAAGGUUAAGUCAAUAGUGUCAUAAUAAUGGCAGAAGGGGCAAUGCUGUAAAACUGGAAAGUGGCAGUGGUUUAACCAGGCAGAGGGCAGUGAUUGUGUUUGUGUAACUAUAGGAAAUUGAUAGAGGGGAGACUUUAUUCCAUUUUAUUCAGAAACAAUAAUUUCUCAACUGUGUUUCGGCUUCGGGCGUCUUCAAUGACGUCAUUGGUCUACAACGACACAAGCCUCGAUACGCACUUCACAGAAAACUUACUCGACACGCUCCGAAGCCUCGUAACAGCACGUAACAUCACUACUUUUUAAGACACUUUUAAGGAAGAUGGCCAAGAACUGUGUGUAAUAUUAUGACUUGUGUCCCUUUAAAACAAAGCAAUGUCUAUUUUUGACCCCUCAGCACUGAUUGCAUAUGACUACCAACUGUAACCUGUUCAAUCAAAAGCCCUCCAGCAGCAAGGAGAAACCUCCUCCAUCACACAGAUUCAGCAUCCGCUUCCUGUCUGGCAAUGCCUCUGUUUCGGGCUUUGGGUGAACAUGGUGGUGGGUUCAAUGCUCUGCCCGAGAGGAGGAGGAGGAGGAGGAAGAGGAUGGGGAAUAUGGAGUGGAUGGGGAGCUGCGGGAAGACAGAUGAAAAUGGCUCUGUCCUGUCGUUGACACGGUUGUGUCUGCUGAGCCUGGUAGACAACAUGAAGGAAGUGUGGGUGAAGGACUACGCUGACAACUACCUGGAUCAUUAUUCAUUCAGAUACAUCAUAGGGCCUUUCAGUUUACUGCCGGGCGAGCUGGUCGAGCAGCUGAUAUGGCUGCUGUGCACCAGAAAGCAGAUGUCCCGGGCGGCCCUCCACCUCCUGCUGGUCCCACAACUCCGUGGCCUGUCUCUGGAAAGGUGUCCUGGUCUGGUCACCUCCGCCCUCUGUGCCCACAUUGCUGCACGUUGCCAGGGUCUGAGGAGUCUAGACCUAUCUGGAGCCCAGCAGCUGCCCUCAAAGGUCCUGAUUGAAACCCUCGGCUGUCUUCCUGCCCUGCGCUCCCUCUCCCUGGCUGGUACACCUUGUGACAGAUUUGUCAUCAGGACGAUCGCCCGCCGCUGUCUUUCACUUCGCCAUCUGGACAUAUCUCGCUGUCACUCCCUUCCCCCUGCUGCACUACUUCCUCUUGGAGGUGGGACUUCCUUUCCCUCCUCUGACUGUCCCUCUCGGUCACCUCGUUGCACCUCUGCGUCCCAAUCUUGUAUUUCCUCUUCUUGCUCCGAACCCCUGCCUCCUCUCCCCCUCAGCAGUCUGCUGGCUCUGGAUAUUGGGUUUGGGGAACAAGAGGGAGACCCUGUGGCGGCAGCAGCCUACCUCCUCCUCUCUCUGCCCUGCCUGGAGAGAGUGGCCAUGGAGGGCCUCGCGCAGGCCUGCUGUCUCAUCGAGCACCAACAGUUCGGCCAGACGGAUGAGUUCACUGACAGAGAGGGAGUUCCCAGGCUGGGGGAGGUGUGGAGGGAGCGGAGGCAAAGCCAGGGCAUGGACGGUUGGAGGAAAAAGAGAGAAGGAGUGGCAGCAGAUGAAGAAGAUGAGGAGGAUGAAAAGGAGGAGGAGAUAUUGUGGGAGGGGUAUGGCAGUGACGGUGAGGAUGAUGCAAGUAGAGAUGAAGGGCCAAGUUGCACUCAGAACCAAGCAGAGGAAAAAAUGAGAGGAAGAGGUACGUCAGGUGAUGAACGCCUGAUCCUGCGCCUGAAGGACAUCAAGGGCUUAUCAUGUGACUCUCUGGACAGUUUAAGUCGUGCAUGUCCAAACGUCUGCUCCGUAUCUGUGAAUCUCGGGGAUUGUGAAAACACGACAGGAAGAAGCCAGGGGUCUGUGUUAGCCGCGGGCUUCCAGGCGUGGUCGGGUCAGCUGCGGAGCCUCUCGGUACACUACCCAGGCCCUCUGGUGGAUCUCCUACCUGCCUCGCAGGUUGCAGGCUCCUCUUUGGUCUCUCUCACCCUAGAGGGGGUGAAAACCAGCACUCACACCCCUCUGCUGGAGGUCAUCAGGGCCUGUCCCAGACUCAGAGACCUGCUCAUCUCUGCCGAGCCUCCCACCACCCCACAGGAAGAAGAAGAAGAAGAUGAGGAGGAUCAGCGGGACGAUCGGGAUCUUCCACAGCUGCCUGACCUCUGCUCCCUCACACUCAAUUUCUCCUACGAGCACAGCCAAAGGAAGCCCGUCAUGUCCUGGAUGUCCCUGAAGAGGGUGCUCAAGUAUCUCCUGACUGGUUCUCCUUUACUGGAGGAGCUCUCACUGGUCUCCCUGCCUUGCCCCUUGAACUGUGUUUUACAGAACGUAUUGGACUCAGAUCUGUAUCUCUCUGCAGAGUCCACAGACUCACCUCCCAUGCCACUGGGACAGGUACAACGCAUUGUCCUGCCGCGGACUGAUGUGGAGAUUGCAACAGUGAAAAGUAUAAUGCGACGCAGCAAGAGAGUCAAGUAUGUAGAUGUGAGUUACUGCUUGCAAAUCAGUCGCCGCGAGUGUUUGGCCUGCGAGACAUCCAGCGGAGUCCAAGUUGUCUGGCUCCAGUGAAAAGCUUUCCAUACAGGAGCAGCACUGAUGAAGGUGGACGAUUAAUGCUUUAAAAUAUUCAUAUAAAAAUACAAUGCAGUAUCUCAGCUUGUAUGACUACAACUCUAUAACUUUUGUUAUUUUUGUAACUAUAGACACAGAUUGAUUUUACAGGCAGUUUUUGCACUGACGGAUUGCAAUAUGUCCUUAAUACUUCUCAAAUCAAAGCAUGUUAUUCCUAUAGUGCCUUGAAUGCAUUACAAACCGUAUCUACACGUAUGUAUUAAGUCCUUGCUUUCAGUACUUUAUGAAUAAAAAAGCACAUAAGAAAUUUUAAUAAAUAGAUCUGAAAACUAUUUAUUUUUGUUUUCAAUGUUAAUUUCAAAUUUGAUAUGGGCUGGACAGAACUACUUAUCUAAAUGGUAUUUUAGUUAUUUGUUCAGAGAGGACUAGUAGGAAGGAGGAUCAAAGAAAUGAAAGUCAUACCUAGAUUGAGGUUUGAGCAUACCAGACUGAAUGACACUGCACAGGCAAGCAUCCAAAUUCAAUUGUGCUUUAUUGGCAUGGUUAGUAUAGUACAGUAUUGCCAAAGCAUAUUGCACAAGGUUUACAGCGUAAGUAUAAUAAUUCAGAAUGUAAGACAACAAAUGGUUUGCACAUUACUACGUACUAUACAGCUGCAUUACUAUACCAUGAUAGUAUUUUUAUUAUCAUUUGUUUUAUUUAACCUUUAUUUAACUAGGAAUAAAAACUCAUUGAGAUUAAAAAUCUCUUUUUCAAGAUUGUCCUGGCCAAGAUAGGCAGCAGCACAGUUACACGCAAAUUACAGAAUCAUAAAGUGUUGAAAAAAAACAUUCAACGGCAUUCAAAACAUCUAGUAGUAUA
Molecule: messenger RNA, 3890 nt
Organism: Sebastes umbrosus (honeycomb rockfish)
Lineage: Eukaryota; Metazoa; Chordata; Actinopteri; Perciformes; Sebastidae
Exons: 5
Coding region: 984-3026 (680 amino acids)
Source: RefSeq, a predicted model, not a curated record